CGGGCGGCCGGGAGGCCAGGUACUUCCGGAGCUGCCUCCGGACCUAGCCGACCGAGCCACGUUCCCGGACGUGGACCUUGGGGUGCGGUGAUGCCGGGAUCCGGGGUGCCCCUAGCCCGGGUUUAACAAAGGAGGACUGGAGCUUGAUGCAUGAGGAGCCCAUUGAGGCGCGAGAGCGGUGGUGAUGGUCCGGCUUUGGUGAGGCGCGACGGUUUAUCAUGACGGUGUUCAGGCAGGAAAACGUGGAUGAUUACUACGACACGGGCGAGGAACUUGGCAGUGGGCAGUUUGCAGUUGUGAAGAAAUGCCGUGAGAAAAGCACCGGCCUCCAGUAUGCAGCCAAGUUCAUUAAGAAGAGGAGGACCAAGUCCAGCCGGCGGGGAGUGAGCCGUGAGGACAUCGAGCGGGAGGUCAGCAUCCUGAAGGAGAUCCAGCACCCCAACGUCAUCACCCUGCACGAGGUCUAUGAGAGCAAGACCGACGUCAUUCUGAUCCUGGAGCUUGUUGCAGGUGGCGAGCUGUUUGACUUCUUAGCAGAGAAGGAAUCCCUGACAGAAGAGGAAGCAACUGAGUUUCUCAAACAGAUUCUUAAUGGUGUUUACUACCUGCACUCCCUUCAGAUUGCCCACUUCGAUCUUAAGCCUGAAAAUAUAAUGCUUUUGGAUAGAAAUGUCCCCAAACCUCGGAUCAAGAUCAUCGACUUCGGUUUGGCCCAUAAAAUUGAUUUUGGAAAUGAAUUCAAAAACAUAUUUGGGACACCAGAGUUUGUGGCUCCUGAGAUAGUCAACUAUGAACCUCUUGGUCUCGAGGCAGAUAUGUGGAGUAUUGGAGUAAUCACCUAUAUUCUCCUCAGUGGAGCCUCCCCAUUUCUUGGAGACACUAAGCAAGAGACAUUAGCCAAUGUAUCUGCUGUCAACUAUGAUUUUGAGGAAGAAUUCUUCAGUAAUACAAGUGCCCUUGCCAAAGAUUUCAUCAGGAGACUUCUGGUCAAGGAUCCAAAGAAGAGAAUGACAAUCCAGGAUAGCCUGAAGCACCCCUGGAUCAAGCCUAAAGAUACCCAGCAAGCACUUAGUAGAAAAGCCUCAGCUGUAAACAUGGAGAAAUUCAAGAAGUUUGCAGCUCGGAAAAAGUGGAAACAAUCCGUUCGCUUGAUAUCACUGUGCCAAAGAUUAUCCAGAUCAUUCUUGUCCAGGAGUAACAUGAGUGUUGCCAGAAGCGAUGAUACACUGGAUGAGGAAGACUCCUUUGUGAUGAAAGCCAUCAUCCACGCCAUCAAUGAUGACAAUGUCCCAGGCCUGCAGCACCUUCUAGGUUCCUUGUCCAGCUAUGAUGUCAACCAACCCAACAAGCACGGGACGCCUCCGUUACUGAUUGCUGCCGGCUGCGGGAAUAUUCAGAUACUACAGUUGCUCAUAAAGAGAGGCUCGAGAAUUGAUGUCCAGGAUAAGGGUGGAUCCAAUGCCAUCUAUUGGGCCUCUCGGCAUGGCCAUGUGGAUACUUUGAAAUUUCUCAAUGAGAACAAAUGUCCUCUGGAUGUUAAGGACAAGUCUGGCGAGACAGCCCUUCAUGUGGCAGCUCGUUACGGCCAUGCAGAUGUGGUUCAGCUACUGUGCAGCUUUGGUUCGAAUCCUGAUUUUCAGGACAAGGAAGAAGAAACCCCCCUGCACUGUGCUGCCUGGCAUGGCUACUACGCAGUGGCCAGAGCCCUUUGCAAAGCUGGCUGCACCGUGAACAUCAAGAACCGAGACGGAGAGACACCGCUGCUGACAGCCUCGGCAAGGGGCUACCAUGACAUCGUGGAGUGCCUGGCUGAACAUGGCGCUGACCUGAAUGCCUCUGACAAGGAUGGACACAUUGCCCUUCACCUUGCUGUGAGGCGCUGUCAGAUGGAGGUCCUCAAGACCCUCCUCAGCCACGGGUGCUUCGUGGAUUUCCAGGACAGGCAUGGCAACACGCCCCUGCACGUGGCCUGCAAAGAUGGCAGCUUGCCUAUCGUGGUAGCCCUCUGUGAAGCCAGCUGCAAUUUGGACAUCUCAAACAAGUAUGGUCGGACUCCUCUACACCUUGCUGCCAACAAUGGAAUCCUGGAUGUGGUGCGCUACCUCUGCCUGAUGGGAGCCAAUGUGGAGGCUCUGACCUCGGAUGGAAAGACUGCUGAGGACCUUGCUAAGUCAGAACAGCAUGAGCACGUGGCAGGUCUCCUGGCAAGACUCCGGAAGGACACACACCGAGGAUUCUUCAUUCAGCAGCUACGACCCACGCAGAACCUCCAGCCAAGAAUCAAACUCAAGCUGUUUGGCCACUCGGGAUCGGGGAAAACCACCCUGGUGGAAUCUCUCAAGUGUGGUCUUCUCCGGAGCUUUUUCCGAAGGCGCAGACCCAGACUGUCCUCCACCAAUUCCACCCGCUUCCCGCCUUCACCUCUGGCUGCUAAGCCAACAGUCUCGGUGAGCAUCAACAACCUGUACCCCGGCUGUGAGAAUGUGAGCGUGAGGAGCCGCAGCAUGAUGUUCGAGCCAGGUCUCACCAGAGGGAUGCUGGAAGUGUUUGUAGCACCGUCCCACCACACACACUGCUCAUCUGACGACCAGUCCACCAAGGCCAUUGACAUCCAGAAUGCAUAUUUGAAUGGAGUUGGUGAUUUCAGCGUGUGGGAGUUCUCCGGAAACCCUGUGUACUUCUGCUGCUAUGACUAUUUUGCUGCCAACGACCCCACCUCUAUUCACAUCAUCGUUUUUAGUCUGGAAGAACCCUAUGAGAUCCAGCUAAACCAAGUGAUUUUCUGGCUCAGUUUCCUGAAGUCGUUGGUGCCGGUGGAAGAACCUAUAGCAUUUGGGGGCAAGCUGAAGAAUCCACUCCGGGUUGUCCUGGUAGCCACCCACGCUGACAUCAUGAACAUCCCUCGGCCUGCUGGAGGCGAGUUUGGCUAUGACAAGGACAUGGCAUUGCUGAAAGAGAUCAGGAACAGGUUUGGAAAUGAUCUUCAUGUCACAAAUAAGCUGUUUGUGCUGGAUGCAGGGGCUUCUGGGUCUAAGGACAUAAAGGUCCUUCGGAAUCACCUGCAAGAAAUUCGGAGUCAGAUUGUCUCGGGCUGUCCUCCCAUGACUCACCUGUGUGAGAAGAUCAUCUCCACGCUGCCUUCCUGGCGGAAGCUCAAUGGCCCCAACCAGCUGAUGUCAUUGCAGCAGUUCGUGUAUGAUGCACAGGACCAACUGAACCCCUUGGCCUCUGAGGAGGACCUCAGGCGCAUCGCACAGCAGCUCCACAGCACGGGCGAGAUCAACAUCAUGCAGAGUGAAACAGUUCAGGAUGUACUGCUCCUGGACCCUCGCUGGCUCUGCACCAAUGUCCUGGGGAAGCUGCUUUCCGUGGAGACGCCCCGUGCCCUGCACCAUUACCGGGGUCGCUACACCAUGGAGGACAUCCAACGCCUGGUACCCGACAGUGAUGUGGAGGAGCUGCUGCAGAUCCUGGAUGCCAUGGACAUCUGUGCCCGGGACCUGAGCAGUGGGACCAUGGUGGAUGUCCCUGCUUUGAUUAAGACCGACAACCUGCAGCGCUCCUGGGCCGAUGAGGAGGACGAGGUGAUGGUGUAUGGCGGUGUGCGCAUUGUCCCUGUGGAGCAUCUUACCCCCUUCCCGUGCGGCAUCUUUCACAAAGUGCAGGUUAACCUGUGCCGGUGGAUCCACCAGCAGAGCACUGAGGGGGAAGCGGACAUCCGCCUGUGGGUCAGUGGCUGCAAGAUCACCAACCGUGGCGCCGAGCUGCAGGUGCUGCUGGUCAACCAUGGCCAGGGCAUCGAGGUGCAAGUGCGUGGGCUGGAGACAGAGAAGAUCAAGUGCUGCCUGCUGCUGGACUCGGUGUGCAGCACCAUCGAGAAUGUCAUGACAACCACACUGCCAGGACUAUUGACAGUGAAACACUACCUGAGCCCCCAGCAGCUGCGGGAGCACCACGAGCCGGUUAUGGUGUACCAGCCACGGGACUUCUUCCGUGCACAGACCCUGAAGGAGAGCUCCCUGACCAACACGAUGGGCGGGUACAAGGAGAGCUUCAGCAGCAUCACAUGCUUUGGGUGUCAUGACGUCUACUCACAGGCCAGCCUGGGCAUGGACAUCCAUGCUUCAGACCUGAACCUCCUGACCCGGAGGAAACUGAGUCGCCUCCUGGACCCACCCGACCCCAUGGGGAAAGACUGGUGCCUUCUUGCUAUGAACUUGGGCCUUCCAGACCUGGUGGCCAAGUACAACACCAACCCCAGGGCUCCCAAGGACUUCCUCCCCAGCCCAGUACAUGCCUUGCUACAGGAAUGGACCUCCUGCCCUGAGAGCACAGUGGGUAUCCUCAUGUCUAAACUGCGGGAGCUUGGGCGCCGGGACGCGGCGGACUUUUUACUCAAGGCCUCUUCUGUGUUCAAGAUCAACCUGGAUGGCAACGGCCAGGAAGCUUACGCCUCCAGCUGCAACAGUGGCACAUCUUACAAUUCCAUUAGCUCGGUGGUGUCCCGGAGAGACUCCCAUGCUUGGACCCCACUGUAUGCUUUAUAAACAGACAAUAUGUGAGUGCCUUUUGCAGAAGAGGGUGUGUUGACAUCAUCUGAGUCAGCCCGGAGCUGUCACCAAGGAAACGCUACCUCUCUGUCCUUGCUGUUUGCUGAUCAUCGCCAGAGGUGCUUCACCCUGAGUUUUUGUUGUUCUUUUGUUUUGUUUUGUUUUUGUUUUGUUGUGGGGGAGGGUCUGUAUUUUAUUUGGCAAGGAAAGAGGAGAAAGAAAUCCUCCCCUGGGGAUUACAUGGCCAGUGUUGUUACUGUAAGAAGAUGUUUUCUCAGUUGCUUUUGUUGAAAUUUCCACAUGAACAUGUACAUGAAACCUACAAACUGUCAUGCUUCAUCAUUCCCUGUCAUCUCAGGUAGAAGGUUGACACAGUGUAGGGAGAUGGAGACUGUGUGAGAAGUCAGAAGCCCCCGACUCAUAAUCCAUGGCACUCCGUCAUCAUCGGUGCAUAGCGGAUGGUUUCCACGUUUAGAUCCUGGUUUGGUCACUUCUUGUACUUGAAGUCUAAAGAGAAAAUGUAGGAAACGACUUCUCUUGCAGUGAUUUGAAAUUGUGAUAGAAUUUUAAAUUGAUAUGAGGGAACAUGUCCUAAUUCUUCUGUCCUGAGAAGCAUGUAAUCUUAACGUUAUAUCACCUGUACAUAUAUAUAUGCACUAUGUAUAUACAUAUAUAUUAAUACUGGUAUUUUUACUUAAUCUAUAAGAUACAGUGAAAGAAUU
Jaculus jaculus (lesser Egyptian jerboa) is the source of this 5272-nucleotide messenger RNA. It is a transcript of the gene Dapk1, whose product is annotated as death associated protein kinase 1. Gene Ontology annotation, cellular component: cytoplasm; nucleus. The transcript has 27 exons. The coding region runs from base 219 to 4547 and encodes 1442 amino acids. NCBI's taxonomy places the organism in Eukaryota, Metazoa, Chordata, Mammalia, Rodentia, Dipodidae. Gene Ontology annotation, molecular function: protein serine/threonine kinase activity; ATP binding; protein binding. Gene Ontology annotation, biological process: positive regulation of apoptotic process; protein phosphorylation; intracellular signal transduction. The record is from RefSeq and is a predicted model, not a curated record.